Coffea eugenioides is the source of this 1149-nucleotide messenger RNA. Its product is annotated as E3 ubiquitin ligase BIG BROTHER-related-like. Lineage: Eukaryota; Viridiplantae; Streptophyta; Magnoliopsida; Gentianales; Rubiaceae. Gene Ontology annotation, biological process: negative regulation of organ growth; protein ubiquitination. Gene Ontology annotation, molecular function: ubiquitin conjugating enzyme binding; ubiquitin-protein transferase activity. The record is from RefSeq and is a predicted model, not a curated record. The transcript is spliced from 7 exons. Bases 231 to 980 code for a protein of 249 amino acids.
CCAUAAUUUUUAAAAAAUAAAUAAAAAAGAAAAACAAAUUUCUACAUCUUCAGUCUUAGUCUACCACAAGAACAAGAAGCUACAUCUCAGUUAAGGCUCACAGUGAAGAGUUCAAGUAAUAGAGCGAAUAUGACAAGAACCGCCCUUAUUUUGGCUGACAGCUCAAAGAAUAUUCAAGGAUAGCUCUUGAAAAAAUUAGGGGGCUUCCACAGGUCAAGCUAGAGCCAGUGAUGAUGUCUGAAACCUUCGUGAUAGAUAACAAUGAGGUGAGCGUUCAUUUGAAUGAUAGGAUCCCUGCUGAAAUUGCUGAGAAUUUUAAAGAAUUCUUUCCUGAGGAUGGCGAUCUUAGUCUUGAAGAAGUCCUACUACAACAGGAAAGCGCUUUCCAGUAUAUUCAAGCAAAUGGAAAAAACAAGGAUAAGACCUCAAAUAAUGGUCAAACCAGUAAUAGGAGUCAGCCAAUUGUGCAAGAAGGUGAAUGUUCCAGUGGUGCAACUGAUCAAUUGCAAUCGGCUACGGAUGAAGCUUUAGCUAGAGCCUUGCAGGAGUAUUUCUACAUAAAUGAGCCUAAUGGUACUGUGGCUGAAAGCAGAGAGCCAACUCCUAGUGAAACACCAGUUAGGGUUACAAAUCAUUCUUUAAGGCAAGAUGAUAUAGAUCCAGAUAACAUGACUUAUGAGGAACUGCAAUCUUUAGGGGAAGCCGUUGGUCACGAGAGCAAAGGGCUUUCAGAAGUUCUCAUUGCUCGACUACCCACAUUCAAAUACAAAACGGGGCUGUUCUCCAAGAAACGGAAAAAAGAAAUUGCCCCGUCUGCCAAGAGGAGGUCCGAGAAGAUUAAUUGGCCCAAGACCACUAAAAGAAGAGAAGUGAGUGGUCUCUGUUGCUGGCGCGUGUACUCGUGUUCUUUGACGACUCUGGAAUUUUGGUGUAAAACAGGAAAUGACCUGCUGCUCCUGAGGCUAGAAGUUCUGUACUAGUAAAUUGUGCUUGUAAAGGAAUUUGACUUCCAUCUCUUGCUUUUUUAUCAUGUGUGAAUAGCUUCUGGUUUCACCUUCGCUGCGAAAACGUUGUAGUUGUCCUCCCCUACAUGUUUUGCUUGCGAAUCCUUGCAACUUGGUAAGGAGAUUCUACUCCGUUUUAGAUUUC